This is a messenger RNA of Penicillium alfredii, 351 nucleotides long. RefSeq lists its product as uncharacterized. The transcript is spliced from 2 exons. Lineage: Eukaryota; Fungi; Ascomycota; Eurotiomycetes; Eurotiales; Aspergillaceae. The record is from RefSeq and is a predicted model, not a curated record. Bases 1 to 351 code for a protein of 116 amino acids.
AUGUCGCGAACAUUUUCCACCGCAGCCCGGCAACUUAAAAAGCUCGCCUGGAGUCUCAAUGGGACAACGAAGGACGUUGCAUGGGUUAAAAACUAUGCGGAAAACGCUAUAGACGUUGUUCCUCAACUGGUUAAUAAAGUUGAUAGUGGUACCUUACAAGGAGACCCUCAUCCGACCCCUAAGAACAACGACCCUCUUCAUGCUUCCAUCGUUUUUCAAAAUGGAACCGCCCGCGUUGUAUCCGCACAUGUUUAUCCCGACGGCACUGUUCUUUUCUCGAAGAAAGAAUACGGACAAGUCAAGCUCUCCCGAGACCCGCAGGCCCCCGAAGGAAGUGGCCCUUCGAGAUAA